AUGGAUGCAGCUGCACUUUUAUGCAACAUCUGCCCCAAACGUCCCACGUUCAGCGAUGUAUCUCACUUGCUAACCCAUGUCGCAUCGAAAGCCCACCUCUCUCAUUAUUUCAAGCUUCAGGUACGCAGUCAUCAGGAACAACAAGCAGUUGAUCUUCUGGACGAAUAUGACCGUUGGUAUAAGACCAACAAUCUCGGGAGAUUGCUUUCAGAUCGAAUGUCCUCAAAGGAAGCUCGAAAGAAGAAGACAUCGACGAAGCCUACGACCCACGCAGAGGUCAAGGUCGAGAAGCCAGACGCCCCCAUAUCUGUUCUUCCCUUGAUACAUCACCCUUUUCCUGACUAUCUAGACCCUCGCCUUGCUGACACCUGCAUUGAACGACCGUUGGAACUCUCACACGCUGGAUCAUUCUCGUCCUACCCUCACGCAAUGCACAAAAAUGACUCUAGAGGUUCUGAAUGCGAGCUUUGGAAACGCGAGCCCAGAGAUGCGAUUGCGUACGACGAUGGCUUUUCUGUUAUGCCGUACUGGGCAAGCCCGAGAGAGGACAGAAUGGCGACCGACACACACACAAUUGAUCGCGGAUACAGUAGCGACCCCUUCCUGGAUGAAGGUGAUAGCAUUGACUGCCCUGUGUCCGGCCUACUGGACAAAGAGAGAGCGGAUGAGAUGGCUAGACUCAAGGGCAUCCUGUGGCCCGGUAUGGACAUCUUCGACUCUGCCACAGAACAAAUGAGGCGUCGACGUAACCAAAAGAAGGAUGAGAGUAUCCUGAGGAUGAUGGAGAAGACCUCCCUGUGCGUCGAGCCGACAGAACUUGUCUUCUCUCCAACAGGAAUCCUCCGAAAGCAACGGGUAAUCUCUGGCAAUGUUGAGGAUAGUAGUCCGCUCAAGGGUGAAACUCCCAUACCCAAAAGACGAGUCAGCCGCCCCAAGAGGGUUCUCUCGCAACUUGACGCUAACAUUAAUCGUCGGCAACAUGGACCGAACAAGAAGAUUGAAAGGCAGAGUGUCGAGUGUAUGGCUGAGCAUUCGACCCAGAGUGCUGCUCAAUCGCGCCAGGGUCAAGUUUCGGUUUACCGGAAGAGCUGCGCAGACGAUCAAGCUAAGUCUGUCCCUAAGAGAAGGAGCGGGCUCAAGGAUCGCAACGAGUUCGCAGUGUACCGUGACGAGGAAGGACAGCACCGGCGAAGCUCGAGGACCCAGUAUACCAAUGGUGGAUUGUCAUAUGCAGCAUCUGCCGUUUCCCACCCCAUUUUCCUACUACGCGAAUACACAGCCCGUCCUGACGAGUGUGCGUCCCACUCCGCUACUCAUCUAUCUGCAUUCACAGAACGGACCGCUGAUGAGUCCAUGGAUAAGGAGAACAUCGAACCUCUCUUCGAUGCCUGCGGCCGCAUUGAUCCUGGAGUGGGCUGGCGUUCCCCUGCCAUGAAGCAACAUCUAGCAAAUGACAUAGGUUACCCGCCACAGCUCUUCUAUCAGAAUGCUCAAUCUGCCGGUCUGAGUCCAUUUGGAGGUCAUGAUAGUCCCGCAGGAUAUCACUACAAUCCUCUAUCAGUCUCGCUGGGCAGACUACCUGUUGAAGAGACUCAAUUGAGUACCCUGAACUCACAGGUGGGAGCUAAUUAUAAGGCACGCGCUGAGUCUCCCGAAGGCACAAUCUCAGAUGCCGAGGAAGGGGAAUUUGACCGGCUGUACCUGCCUGGGAGCUCUUGUUGA
Messenger RNA from Aspergillus japonicus CBS 114.51, 1722 nucleotides. RefSeq lists its product as uncharacterized. The coding region runs from base 1 to 1722 and encodes 573 amino acids. Lineage: Eukaryota; Fungi; Ascomycota; Eurotiomycetes; Eurotiales; Aspergillaceae. The transcript has 2 exons. The record is from RefSeq and is a predicted model, not a curated record.